Molecule: messenger RNA, 1636 nt
Organism: Anneissia japonica
Lineage: Eukaryota; Metazoa; Echinodermata; Crinoidea; Comatulida; Comatulidae
Product: CD97 antigen-like
Exons: 7
Coding region: 254-1231 (325 amino acids)
Biological process (GO): cell surface receptor signaling pathway; adenylate cyclase-activating G protein-coupled receptor signaling pathway
Cellular component (GO): membrane
Molecular function (GO): G protein-coupled receptor activity
Source: RefSeq, a predicted model, not a curated record
CAAAUAUUGGGGGAUCUACGCCUAUGUGACUGAUCGAUCGAUUGAUUGAUCAACAGACAAGAGAGAGUGGACUCUAGCAUGGGGGGGGGGGCAAUACAUGGUUAUUCAAGGAUUUCUUGUGGUUGUUAGCUUCGACGACACGCCUAGUUUAAUAUAACGCAUCAUGUUAUAGUCUAUAAUGUGAACAGAAAUCUAAUCCGUUAUUGUUUGUAUAUAUAUUCUGAUUAAUAUUCAGGAAUCGAAGGCGCUUGAUAUGAUUACAAAUGUAUGUUUGGGAAUAUCACUGCUGAGCUUAUUACUACUCCUACCUGUCUAUUGCUUUUUCAGGGACUUGUGGAGAUCGACUCGGAUUUUCAUUCACGGUAACCUUGUACUAAAUCUAAUAGCCACGUAUAUUACAUUCCUCAGUGGAAUCGACAGUAAUAAAAAUGAGGUGUGUCGAUUCGUUGGUGUAACUUUACACUUUACACUUCUCAGUUUAUUUAUGUGGAUGAUGGCCGAGGCAGUCUUUAUCGCACUGAAAGUCACGAAACCCAAUUCAACAAAACGAAACAUUCCUCGAUAUUAUUUAAUAAUUUGCUACGGUGUCUCCGUAGUAAUUGUCGUUAUUACAGUUGCCGUUGAUAUAGAUAAUUAUAACACAACUAAUCCAUGCUGGCUAAAUAUAGAAACUGGAGCAAUAUACGCUAUCGUAGUACCCGCUUUAAUCAUAAUUAUGUUUAACACAGCCAUCUUGAUUAUGACGUUACGAACUAUUUACAUAAAAUCUAGAUCGAGACUACCACGAUCUGAACAAAAGCAAAAUGAAAGUACCUUAAAAACUGUGAAGGCGACCUUGUUUCUGGUUCCUGUGUUUGGAGUAACUUGGGUGUUCGGACCUUUCGCAAUUUCGAAAGAAAGUAGAAUUUUCGAGUAUUUAUUCGAUAUUUUAAACUGUUUGCAAGGAUUGGCAAUAUUUAUAGUCUACUGUCUCCUGGACGUGGAGGUUAGGGAGCAGUUCACCAAAUGGAGAGCGAGAAGAAAGAGACUUAAAGAUGCAAAAUCAGUUUCAUCACAGCAGCGGCUAAGUAUGGAGGAAAAGGGAGCUCUGGUGUCUCACAAAGGUUGCUCUGCUGCUAAAGAGGCGUGUAAUCCGCAAAUCGAUAGCACAAAAUCAUUACAAAAUAGAACAUCAAGCGGUGAUGGUACAUUUAAUGUUGAAAUAAAUUAUGCUAAUAAAUUGUCUACUUAAUAUUCCUAUACAUAAGAGACUUAUGAACGCCAUCUAUAUUAGUAACGGCACCAUCAGGGGUGGGGAGUCCCCACUUCAGACAGGUCUUAAACCUCAUAUCAAGAAUAGCUGUUUACCUUGUGGUAGGGAAUUUCUCUGUAAAAUUGAAAGUUAAGGUUCAUUUCAGUUCAUUUAAUUUUACACGCAUGUCAUGUACAAUGUGAAUGUAAUUUUAUUAGGCAGUUAGUAAUUGGUCUUGCGUUUUUACAGAUGACCAAUGGCUGAUAGCAACUUGCCCAAUAAUGGACUAUGUUUAACAAACUAUACAGUACCUGUAAAACGUCAGUUUCUGCAGUAUAAUCAUGGAGCUUAUUCUAUUAUAAUGCGAAGCAUUUUGAAGAAUAUAAAAACGAAAAUACAUAUAUA